AUAUAUAUGAUUUCAUCUUUGAACCCGUGAGUGCGGAGAGUGUUACGUCUAGGUCGCGGGACUUUUUCCCGACGCGGAUGUAUGUUUUAGGGAAAUAGCUGCGCAGAGAGGGCCAUCUUUAGACUUUCUUGCCGGUUGCGAUAGUAGAUAUUCUCAAGUUCACUUUAAUUUAAUAAUAAUAAACAUAUUAUUAUAUUGUAUUAUAUAUCUUCAAAUAGGAUAAAAGAAUUGCACGUUAGGUUUGCACAAACCGAUCCUCUACAUAUUUUUCAUAAAAUUUUAUAGAACUGGAUAUUCGACAUGGAUGAGGAAUAUGAUGUGAUCGUUUUAGGCACUGGACUCACAGAAUGUAUUCUGUCGGGGAUAAUGUCUGUAAAUGGAAAGAAAAUUCUACACAUGGACAGGAAUCCCUACUAUGGAGGAGAGAGCUCCUCCAUCACUCCUUUAGAGGAGCUUUAUAAGCGCUUUGGCUUGACAGAAGGCCCACCAGAGUCAAUGGGAAAGGGACGAGACUGGAAUGUUGACCUUAUUCCCAAAUUUCUCAUGGCGAAUGGUCAGCUGGUCAAGAUGCUCCUCUACACAGAAGUGACCCGGUAUCUGGACUUCAAAGUUGUGGAGGGAAGCUUUGUUUACAAGGGAGGAAAGAUUUACAAAGUCCCUUCAACUGAGUCUGAGGCACUUGCAUCAAACUUAAUGGGGAUGUUUGAAAAGAGAAGGUUUCGUAAGUUUCUAGUUUUUGUGGCCAACUUUGAUGAGAAUGACCCUAAGACGUUUGAGGGUGUUGAUCCCAAACUCACCACCAUGAGGGAUGUCUACAAGAAGUUUGACUUGGGCCAAGAUGUUAUAGACUUCACCGGCCAUGCUCUUGCGCUCUACAGAACAGACGAUUACAUGGACCAGCCCUGCUUGGAGACCGUCAAUCGCAUCAAGCUGUACAGUGAGUCCCUGGCUCGCUAUGGGAAGAGCCCCUAUCUGUACCCCCUCUAUGGCCUGGGGGAGCUGCCUCAGGGAUUCGCCAGAUUAAGUGCAAUUUAUGGAGGAACAUAUAUGCUGAACAAGCCAGUUGAAGAGAUUGUGAUGGAGAAUGAUCAUGUGGUGGGAGUCAAGUCAGAGGGAGAGGUUGCACGAUGUAAGCAGUUGAUCUGUGACCCCAGUUACAUUCCGGACCGGGUUCGCAAGUCUGGCCAGGUCAUCCGUGUCAUCUGUGUGCUUAGCCACCCCAUAAAAAACACUAACGAUGCCAAUUCCUGCCAGAUUAUCAUCCCCCAGAACCAAGUAAACCGAAAUUCAGACAUCUAUGUCUGCAUGAUCUCCUACGCCCACAAUGUGGCGGCCCAGGGGAAGUACAUCGCCAUUGUCAGCACCACGGUAGAGACCAAUGAGCCAGAGGCUGAAAUCGAACCUGCUUUGGAGCUCUUGGAACCCAUUGACCAGAAGUUUGUGGCCAUCAGCGACCUUCUUGAGCCCACUGACGAUGGCACAGAAAGUCAGAUAUUUGUGUCCCGGGCAUAUGAUGCCACUACCCACUUUGAGACGACCUGCAAUGACAUCAAGGACGUCUAUAAGCGUAUGACAGGCAGUGAUUUUGACUUUGAGAACAUGAAGCGCAAACAGAACGACGUGUUUGGGGAAGAUGAACAGUGAAGAGUGGUGAUGGCUGCUGGGAGAGGGUAAGGCAAGGUUAGGGAGGGUUAGGGAGAGGGGUAGAGCCUGGGGUGUGGAGAGAGGACAUGGAAGGACCUUCAACUUCACAAGUCCAUCUGGUUUACCUCUGUCUUCUAAUCCUGGGUGCAUUGCAUACACACACAUAUACAGUACAUAUCCUUCUCUUACUUCCUCUGUAUCACACAAUGACUCCGAAAUGCAGGGUUGACACUUUUACACAGGCUGCCUUGCAGACAAAUAACAGUAAAAGUCUGGAUAACUGAUAUUUGCCUUUACUGUUCAUCUAAAACCACAAUGACAUUUGGAUACAUUUUUGAUCGCAAACACUGGAUCAAGUACAGUUUACUUGGUGGUAACAUUGUACUUUUACCAUAAUACUCCAAUGUAAUGCAACGGGCAGAGGUAUAAAAUGACAGAAACCAGGAAUAACUGAUCAGUGUCAUAAAUUGAGGGAAAAUUGCAUCCUGGCAGUGUGCCUUCUUUACAUUUUGUUAAAAUAGCUGCUAUUGAUCAUUCCAGUCAACCCUGCGUUCUCAGUCUUAUUAAACACUGUCAAUAUCUCUGUGAUUUCAAUAUGCAUUUAUACCUUCUUUGAAAAUGUAAGACCAGAGGAGAGGAUGUUUUAAAAUGUAUAUCUCUACAAAUGGCCUACUAGUCCAUCUACUUUGAAAUGCUUUCCUCUUUCUAGCAGUAAGGAACAAGCUAACUGGCAACCCCCAACAAGAGAACUUGUUUAAGGAAUCUAAGCUCAGUUAUUUCUGGAAUCUAAGCUCAAUAUUUUGUUUUUAUUUAAAAAACAGACACAGAGAGACUUUGGGAACUUUUGAAAUUAUAUUGUUUAAUUUUGUAUUAUUUUAACUGGUGUGGAUGAAUUUCAGGUUGAAGGCAUACAAGACAACUAUUCAGGAGAGAAAGAGAGGUGUGAUAGAGGACAGUAAAAUAUGAGUAGUCUCAUUUUUUCAUCUGUGGGCAAAAUUACAAGCUGAAGGCAUGUAUAGGAAGUAUGGUAAUGCUUUACAUUAACUGCACCUGUACUAUGCAUUCCACAGAACAUUGUUGUAUAAUCAUAUAAUGUUUAUUAUGAAUGUAUAUUAAAGCUGCUAAGGUAUGUUAGGAUGUUAAGGUAUAUGUACAUGCUGCUCAUGAAUGUUCCAUGAAUACAUUAUGAACGCAUUACGAAGGUGCAUUAAAUGUUGUAUGAGUGCAUAAUAAAUGCAUUAUGGAGGUGCAGUUAAUGUAAAGUGCUACCGAAAGCAUUGGGGCCAAUGAUUUUUAAAUAUAUUGUGGAUGGGCAAGUGUAACUGAGGCAUAAACCACAUUACCAGUAUAUAUUUCAUUUAUUAACUUGUAAUUUAUUAAUGAUAUAUUUUCAGUGUUAAGACGUGUUUGAUGAAGCGUAACAAGGGCAACAUCAUCUUUGUUGAAACACUGGUUUAUAUAUUAAUGUUGAAGAGUUUUGAAGCAAGGCAAAUAAGAGCAGGUCGUUCUGAAGAUUGCUUGGGAUUUUUUUCUAUUUCAGAAGCUCACAGAGCUUUUGAGGUACAGAUGGUUAGUUGUGCAAAAUUCUAGUAAAACCCUGAAUUUGUUUUCCUGUAUAUGACCCUGUGGGGGGAUCAGUCCCUGUGGUUUGGCUCUGGAAACAAGUCCCAGGCCUGUUUCUCCCAAUUUCUUCCACAUUUUCUACCUGCAAAAAGACAGGGCUAAACUUCACUUAAGAAAGUCUUAAGAAAGUUAAGAAAUGCAAUGGGCUUAGUUGCAAAACAAUAUUAGUCAAGGAAGGGUCCAUCCUAUUUUUCCAGAAUUUAUUAAUGUCGCUCUAAUACACCAAUGUCCAUGGCCUGAACUCCUGGGCAGGAUGCAUUGGUCUGAGGGCUGAAAUUGCUAUCAUUUUGAUUGGUGGAUUCCGUACCUCAUCACCUGGCCUUAAAUAUAGUAACAGUGUGAUAUCCAGACAGAAAAGGUUAUAACCUACCCAGAUGACUGUUGCACAUUGAGUCUAGUGUAUAGGAUGAAUGAGCAGCAAUUUUAUUCCUCCAUGAGAAGUGACAAUGGACAAUGCCUCCAUCUCCACCUGAGCCUAUCCUCUAAUUGAAGGUACAACAGUCAUAAACUAAAAACAGGAUAUCUUUACUGUAUUGCACGAAUUAAUUGGUUUCAGUGACUUGCAUUCCAUGAAACUGGAAUACUAUGGUUUUACUUAAUGGAUUAAGCUGAUUCUUUAUUAUUCUUCAGCUACAUAUCAUACCCCCUUUAUAUUUAUUUAAUUUGAAACAAAUGCCUUUGUAAUGUGUCCAGUGUCCAUUUUGCUUCACUCUUUUGACAGAUAAUAUAGAAUACACAACAACUGAAACCUCUCUUUAGAUCUGUUGUAACUUACCGUAUUUAUUAUGCUGUCGAUUACCUGGCUUGUGGUCUUAAUUGGAACACUAAUAUGUAAACAGUACAUAAUAUCUUGUGCAACAAAUGAACUACAAAUAAAUAAAAGAUGGCACACGGCAAACUGAAA
Molecule: messenger RNA, 4171 nt
Organism: Paramormyrops kingsleyae
Lineage: Eukaryota; Metazoa; Chordata; Actinopteri; Osteoglossiformes; Mormyridae
Product: rab GDP dissociation inhibitor alpha-like
Biological process (GO): vesicle-mediated transport; protein transport; small GTPase-mediated signal transduction
Cellular component (GO): cytoplasm
Molecular function (GO): Rab GDP-dissociation inhibitor activity
Source: RefSeq, a predicted model, not a curated record